Penicillium cinerascens is the source of this 639-nucleotide messenger RNA. It is a transcript of the gene ura6, whose product is annotated as uridylate kinase ura6. The transcript has a single exon. Gene Ontology annotation, molecular function: ATP binding; UMP kinase activity. Gene Ontology annotation, biological process: CDP biosynthetic process; UDP biosynthetic process; 'de novo' pyrimidine nucleobase biosynthetic process. NCBI's taxonomy places the organism in Eukaryota, Fungi, Ascomycota, Eurotiomycetes, Eurotiales, Aspergillaceae. Gene Ontology annotation, cellular component: cytoplasm; nucleus. Bases 1 to 639 code for a protein of 212 amino acids. The record is from RefSeq and is a predicted model, not a curated record.
AUGGCCACCACCGAAACCCCCCGCUUCUCCACCAACGACGUGACGGUCGUCUUCUUCCUCGGCGGCCCCGGCUCCGGCAAGGGCACCCAGUCCGCAAACCUGGUCCGCGACUACGGCUUCGUGCACCUGUCCGCGGGCGACCUCCUGCGCGCCGAACAAGUCCGCGAAGGAAGCCAAUACGGCGCCAUGAUCAAGGAGUACAUCACCGAGGGCAAGAUCGUGCCCAUGGAGGUGACCGUCGCCCUGCUCUCCAACGCCAUGGCCGACGAGCUGGCCAAGAACCCUCCCUCCGGCACCAAGGCGCGCUUCCUGAUCGAUGGGUUCCCGCGGAAGCUGGACCAGGCGGUUUUCUUCGAGAAGACCGUGUGUCCGUCUGAGCUGGUCCUGUUCCUUGAUUGUCCCGAGGAGGUGAUGGAGAAGAGGUUGCUGAAGCGGGGUGAGACGAGCGGACGAGAUGAUGAUAAUGAGGAGUCGAUUCGCAAGCGCUUUAGGACUUUCGUGGAGACUUCCAUGCCCGUUGUUGACGAUUUCGAGAAAAAGGGCAAGGUUGUCAAGGUUCAGGCUACUGGGUCUGUUGAGGAUGUCUUUGCGCAGGUCAAGGCUGGUAUUGAGGCUCGUGGUUUGCACCCCGUUGCGUAA